Molecule: messenger RNA, 1909 nt
Organism: Thunnus maccoyii (southern bluefin tuna)
Lineage: Eukaryota; Metazoa; Chordata; Actinopteri; Scombriformes; Scombridae
Product: ras-related protein Rab-26-like
Exons: 11
Coding region: 264-1148 (294 amino acids)
Cellular component (GO): endosome; Golgi apparatus
Molecular function (GO): GTP binding; GTPase activity
Source: RefSeq, a predicted model, not a curated record
CCCCUGCGUCCUGAUUGUUUUGCGCUCAAGGUGGAGUUGUCUGCCACAUCACAUCUAAUUGCUGCCGCUACAGCGCGCAGUGCUGAUGCUGUUGCCCUGAACAGAACAAGCUGCUGAGAGCAGGAAGCGGCUGAACAACAACGGAAGCGAGAGCGUUUCGCAUCUCGGGACAAUUUCACUCCUACAUAGAGAAGAGAGGUGUCGAAGAACAUGCGUCCAACGCGCAGCUCCGAUUCACAGAGAUAGUUUUGAAAUCUUGAGAGAUGUCUCGCAAGAAGGCUGUCAAAGGAAAAGCCGCAAGCAGCAGCCCGUCUGCAGGCAGCCCCACCGGGAAAGGGACCGGGAAAGCUGCGAGGAGCAGCCCGGGCUUUGUUCAGAUGAACGGUGUGGUCCAUCCCAGCAGACCCUCCAUAAGCAACAGCAGCGAGUUUUAUGACAUCGCUUUCAAGGUGAUGCUGGUUGGAGACUCUGGUGUAGGAAAAACCUGUCUGCUGGUGCGUUUCAAAGAUGGAGCAUUCUUGGCUGGCAGCUUCAUUUCCACUGUGGGCAUCGACUUUAGGACUCCACCUCUGACCUGCACGAGAAACUGCGUAUCCACUUGGUUAAGCUUCACUCUGCUUUGUGGUAGAGCAGAUCGAAGCCGAGAUCAGAGGAACGUCUCUGCAAAGAUGGAGAGACGGAGAGAGAAUAAAGUCCUGAACAUUGAUGGAGUCAAGGUGAAGCUCCAGAUCUGGGACACAGCCGGACAGGAGCGGUUCCGUAGUGUCACUCAUGCCUACUACCGUGACGCCCAUGCUCUGCUUCUGCUGUAUGAUGUCACCAACAAAACAUCAUUUGACAACAUACAGGCAUGGCUGACUGAGAUCCACGAGUACGCCCAACAGGAUGUGGUGCUCAUGCUGCUUGGAAACAAGGCUGAUGCCACUCAUGACAGGGUGGUGAAGAGAGAGGAUGGCGAGAGGCUUGCUAAGGAGUUUGGAGUUCCCUUCAUGGAGACAAGUGCCAGGUCAGGUCUCAAUGUAGAGCUGGCUUUCACUGCUGUGGCUAAGGAGCUGAAACGCCGGUCUAUGAAGGAUCCCAAUGAGAAGUUUAAGCUCCAGGAGUACGUAAACAAGGAGAUGAAGGGCACUGGCUGCUGCAGGUCUUAAAGCCUGCCUAUCACUCUCUGGGCGUGCGUUAGUAUGUGUGUAUUUGUGUGUGUUUGAGUAUGUGGACAUGGAAAGCAACUUGUAACACUCAUCUUCGUACGGUAUGUUUUUGUACCUGGCCUAAACAGAGAGGAGGAGUCAGCUCCAGCGAGGUAUAAGCCUUUUUGUCCUUCUGUUUCUCCAUUCUCAUACAUCUCUGUCUCAGUACACAUAACACUCCAUUUGUUUUCCUUUACAAACCUCACGGCCCUCCUCUAUCUUGUGUGUCCUACUUUUCCUCACUCACCUCCUUUUUGCAGCUGUGAAUGUGCCCUCAGAUUUCAAUUGGUAAAAGAGAAAAUAAAGCUCUGCACACGUCCAUUAUUACCCUAUUCAUGGACAUUCUCUCCCAUAACUGUAGCUGUAUGAUUGAUUAUCUUUCAACCCAAACACUAGCAAAUACCUUUGCAUUGUCUUGGGAGGUCGGUCAUUCCUCACAUCCACUUGAAAUGUCUGUGAAAGUUGUCAUUUUGUUUGAGUGUUCUCUUCUUGGUCAACGUGUGGAUGAUAUUUCAUGUACUUGCUGUAUAGUGAUGUGUCUUCUGUCCAGUGUUCAUGUCAGUAAUUCAACAGGCUCUUUGGAGCCAGUUUAGCUCACCAGCAUAAACUCAAUCUAAGCAUGUCCAUGAUUCAGCUGUGGAUAUUUGGGAAUAUGUAUUUCUUCUUCUACAUAAAAGUAAAUGGAUGUUGCUGUUUUGUAUAUAAAGAUAUGAAGAACUGAA